GAAACGCGUAGCGUAUUGGUGAUGAGAAGGAUUUUCGCUCUGGUUAGUGAGUGCUCUUUUAUUUUCUUUUGUUUGACACUGGUUAGCCUUGAGGCGUCGUAGUAACGUUAGUCAGCCGCGGAGUAAUUGAACCGAACGUACGCUCGAAAGAAGCUUACAGCAUCUCUCAAGUUUAAACUGCAAUACGGCUGACAGUCAAAAUGAAAUACUUUCUCGUUGGUAUUGUAUUGUUUAUGUAUAACUAUGUGACAUGGAGCCAGGAUUUGGUAUUUCCACGUGAUGAAGAAACGUCUCACGUUAGCGGUGGCAAUAAUACGAUAAUAACUGAACGUCUACCCAUAUUCAUACCGGACAGAUGUCCAAAAGACAUGCUUCUCUACGCGGGUGAUGGCGCAAAAGAUUCUUGGGUAUGCGACUGCAGAUCUCGAUUCUUGUACUUCCCAUUGAACGACUCCUGUCACGAAGCAUACAGACAGGGUCCUUGUCCGCCUGGAAAUUAUGUCGUCCUUCCUGAGGAUGAAGCAAUUCCUCGUUGCGUUACGAAUCCUUGCUCAGAAGAUGGUAUGGCACCAUAUAAUGGGACGUGUCAUCGUCUCAGGACAAUAGGUGGACCGUGCGGCCCCGAAGGAAUACUAAAUGUCAAUGAGACCACAUUUCAAUUGGAAUGCUUGUUGCUAGAUGUUGCACCUUCCAUGAUAAUCAAUACUUCUUCGAGGAAAUGUCCACCUGGCACUCGCAGAAGUACACUUAACGAUUGCAGACAAAUACAAGGCUAGAGAUACAGCAUUAUAAUCGGUUCGCAUCAGGAGAUAACUUUAAUAUAGUGAUCUGCAUGUAACCAAUUUGUAAUAGAGGAAUGCUUAAAUUACUUACAUUUAAUGAUGUUGAAUUAUAACAAAUGUUUGUUCCUCUUAUUUUAUUUAUGAUUAAAAGCAAUUAAAUAAACUAUACUUAUAAUUGAAAAGCAAAAAAAUAUGCAUA
This is a messenger RNA of Pseudomyrmex gracilis, 981 nucleotides long. RefSeq lists its product as uncharacterized. The coding region runs from base 201 to 776 and encodes 191 amino acids. The record is from RefSeq and is a predicted model, not a curated record. Lineage: Eukaryota; Metazoa; Arthropoda; Insecta; Hymenoptera; Formicidae. The transcript is spliced from 4 exons.